UAUCUUGAUCUGACGUUCAUUUUUUUUAUUAAUAAUAUCACUGAUUAUGUUAUUGCAAGUCAUAAACGUUGGUUAAUCUGUUUACUAAGCAAGAUUUUCAUUGUAAUCAGCUGAAAUUAUUUUCAGUACGUUUUGUUGUAACAUAAUUGGCGUGUUUCAAUUUGUUGUUUAAAGGUAGUAGAAGGAAGUACAAGAAUAUAACUUAAGUCGAUUUGCAUAAAUAAAUUCAAUAAAAAAUGGCUUCACCAAGAUGUAAGGUUUAUGUUAUUGGGGUCGGAAUGACGAAGUUUGAAAAACCUGGAUCACGAGAUGAUUUUGACUAUCCCCAAAUGGCUAAAGAAGCUGUUACUAAGGCUAUGGCUGAUGCAAAAAUACAACAUAGUGAUAUCAAACAGGCCUGCGUAGGAUAUGUUUAUGGUGAUUCCACCUCAGGUCAAAGAGCUUUGUACGAAGUUGGAAUGUCUGGAAUUCCAAUUUAUAACGUGAAUAAUAACUGUUCCACCGGGUCUACCGCCUUGUUCAUGGCAAAACAGUUUGUAGAAUCCGGUUUAAAUGAUUGCGUUUUAGCCUUGGGAUUUGAGAAAAUGGAAAAGGGAUCACUAUCAUCUAAAUUCAAUGAUAGAACUAAUCCUAUGGACAAACAUGUUGAAGCAAUGUGCGACAUAGCAGGAUUUGGUGCUGGCCCAGUUACAGCACAAUUAUUUGGAAAUGCAGGGAUGGAGCACAAUAACAAAUAUGGUUCAACACCAGAACAUUUAGCUAAAAUAGCUUAUAAAAAUCAUAAACAUUCCGUAAAUAACCCGUAUUCCCAAUUUCGAGAUGAAUACUCUCUGGAGCAAAUUAAAAAAUCACCGCAAGUUUUUGGACCUCUUACUAAACUACAGUGUUGUCCAACAAGUGAUGGUGCAGGUGCUGCAAUUUUAGCCUCAGAAGAUUUUGUUAAAAGACAUCAUUUAGAAGAUCAAGCAGUUGAGAUUGUUGGAAUGGAAAUGUCAACUGAUACUAUUACUACAUUUAAGGACAAAAGUUUAAUGAAACUUGUUGGAUAUGACAUGACUAAAAAUGCAGCAGAAAAACUUUUCACAAAAUCUGGAUAUAAGCCAACAGAUGUUCAAGUUGUAGAAUUACAUGAUUGUUUCUCAGCGAAUGAAUUGAUUACUUAUGAAGCUCUCGGUUUAUGUCCUCCGGGAAAAGCUGGGGAGCUUAUAGAUUCAGGCAACAACACUUAUGGAGGAAAAUAUGUAAUUAAUCCUAGUGGUGGAUUGAUUUCCAAAGGUCAUCCUUUAGGUGCUACAGGACUUGCUCAAUGUGCUGAAUUAUGCUGGCAACUUAGAGGCCAAGCAGAAAAACGACAAGUUCCAGAUGUUCGCUUGGCACUUCAGCACAAUAUUGGAUUAGGAGGUGCUGUUGUAGUAGCUCUUUACAAAUUAGGUUUUCCUAAAGCACAGAACCAGCAGUCAAAUCAAACCACAAGUGCUUCAUCUUCUCCAGAUGAUUUUCAAGUCACCAAAUAUUUAAAAGUUUUGGAAGGUGCUAUGCAAGAUGAUAAAGAUAACUUAAUAGAAAGGGUUCGUGGAAUUUAUGGAUUUAAAGUUAGAAAUGGACCAGGAGGAAAGGAAGGUUACUGGGUUAUCAAUGCCAAAGUUGGUAAAGGAAAAGUAGAGUUUAAUGGCAAAGAUAAACCUGAUGUUACUUUUAUAAUUAAUGAUUCCGAUAUUGUGGAUUUAAUAAGUGGAACAUUGAACCCUCAAAAAGCAUUUUUCCAAGGCAAAAUUAAAAUAACUGGCAAUAUGGGACUUGCAAUGAAGCUUGCAGAUUUACAAAGGGUGGCAUCUAAGAGAAUAGAAGAGUUAAGGUCGAAGUUGUAAAUGGAAUAAAAAAUUCAACAAUCUGCUUAGAGCCAGGGCCGUGGUUUUCGAAAACUUUUUCUGUGAUUUCAAAAACAAAAUAUGUUAUAUUAUUGUUAAAAAUGUCUUCAAGUUUUGGCGGUAAAAGAGAAUCAAAUAUUUAAUUAUGUG
This is a messenger RNA of Ctenocephalides felis (cat flea), 2018 nucleotides long. Its product is annotated as non-specific lipid-transfer protein-like. The record is from RefSeq and is a predicted model, not a curated record. Gene Ontology annotation, molecular function: acyltransferase activity, transferring groups other than amino-acyl groups. Lineage: Eukaryota; Metazoa; Arthropoda; Insecta; Siphonaptera; Pulicidae. The transcript is spliced from 9 exons. Bases 237 to 1868 code for a protein of 543 amino acids.